AUGAGGAGCUGCAAGACCUUGUCUGACCCAGUGUCCUGGAGGGGUCAGGUGACCCUCAUGGGGAAGAUCUCUCUUGGGCUCACCCUGCACCUGUGGGACAUGUAUUUGCUGGAAGGGAAACAGGUGUUGAUGGCAAUAACAAGCAUUGCCUUUAAGGUUCAGAGGAGUAUCUAUGAAGAAACUAACAAGGAAGCAUGGGGACCUGCCAUCCCCAGGGCCCUCAAAGGCACUGGAGGAGCCAGACCCAUUUGUGGGAGCCCCCACCCCUCCCUGUGAGCACUGACAGCCUCAGAGAGCAGCAGAGGCCCCUCAUUCCUGCAGACCCCUCCAAGGGUGCCAGGACAACAAGGCUUGAGCCAGGGAGACGAGGGAAUCAGUGUCUCUGACCCCCAGAGCAUUCAGGGAGAGGGCACAGGUGGGACCGCACUGGAAGAGACAGAUGAGCACAGGAGCCCUGGCCUGAGAGAGGUGUGGGAGGAAGGCCAGAGCAUCUACUGGGAGCUGAGGGCUGAUGUCCACCUGGGUACCGUCCAGGUUCUCUGCAUGGACAAGUACAGGCUGGAGGAGCUGCCUGGACGAGGCAUAGCUGUUGUUGGUGGUGACCAGCACAUCUGCGAAUGGAGACUGCGCCAGCAAUGA
This is a messenger RNA of Cercocebus atys (sooty mangabey), 639 nucleotides long. Its product is annotated as putative TBC1 domain family member 29. NCBI's taxonomy places the organism in Eukaryota, Metazoa, Chordata, Mammalia, Primates, Cercopithecidae. The transcript has 5 exons. The record is from RefSeq and is a predicted model, not a curated record.